Myzus persicae (green peach aphid) is the source of this 2174-nucleotide messenger RNA. RefSeq names its product probable ribonuclease ZC3H12C. Gene Ontology annotation, cellular component: nucleus; cytoplasmic ribonucleoprotein granule. The record is from RefSeq and is a predicted model, not a curated record. The transcript has 6 exons. Gene Ontology annotation, molecular function: RNA endonuclease activity; metal ion binding; mRNA binding. Lineage: Eukaryota; Metazoa; Arthropoda; Insecta; Hemiptera; Aphididae.
CGGCGGCAGUCCCCACGACACGGAGCUCAUCCGGAUCCGCCACCGCGCGCCGCCGCCGCAUCAGUACACGAUCGGCCGUCGCGCAGCGCAGUAGUCUUUCGCGUCGCGCACCGUCACAUAACAUAACAACAGUCCGUCGCACGUCACAACGCCGAUUUUUCCUACUCGCAACCAUGACUUUUACCGGCGUACUUCGGUGUUAUGUGGACUCGUUGGACGAACUGCAGCUGCAGACACUGGACGAGUGCAGCAACGACGAUUCGAGCUAUGACUCGGACUUUGGAGGCGACGACGACGCCAGCAGCGGCCCGCACUUUGGCGGUCAUCACGACGACGUCAGCCGUACCACGUCGGACACACUCGGUGCGGAGUACGCGGAUUACGUGAGUGCUGCCGCGUACAAGUCGAGAGUGGACUUUGCGCUCAAGCUCGGAUACACCGAACGUCUGGUGCAGACGGCGAUCGGCAAGUUGGGCCCCGAACCCACGCAGGACCAACUGUUAGCCGAACUGAUCAAGCUUGGCGCGCAAUGUGGUCACAGAUUGCACUGCGAGUCAGACGGCGAAGAAGCGCAGUCGAAUAACACCAACGACCCGCUGCUUAGUCCCCAAGUGCCCAAACUUCGGCACGUCGUUAUCGACGGUAGCAACGUCGCCAUGAGCCACGGAAACAAAGAGACGUUCUCUUGUCGAGGCAUCAAAAUCUGCGUCGAUUGGUUCCGGAUGAGGGGUCACACGGACAUUACAGUAUUUGUGCCGAAGUGGCGGAAAGAAGCUUCGAGGCCGGACAACAGGAGGAUCAUUGACCAAGAUAUCCUGACGGAAUUGGAGCGCGCCAGGAUGCUGGUUUUCACUCCUUCCAGAGAAAUCGGCGGCAAGCGCAUGGUGUGCUAAGACGAUCGGUACAUUCUGCGUUUGGCCUCAGAACUGGACGGCGUCGUCGUGUCGAACGACAACUACCGGGAUCUGGCCAACGAGAGUCCGGCGUUUCGUUCGGUCGUGCAAAACAACAUCCUCAUGUACUCUUUCGUCAACGACAGGUUCAUGCCACCGGACGAUCCACUGGGCCGUUCGGGUCCUACCCUCGACGUUUUCCUCCGGAGCAAAGCGCCGGGCGUCGGUCUGACCGCCGUCAGUACGGAGACGUGUCCGUACGGCAAAAAGUGCACCUACGGCAACAAGUGCAAGUUCAGUCACCCCGAGCGCGGUCUGCAGCCCGUCAAGUCCGUCACCGAGCGACUGAUGGAACACGCUCAGCGGCAGGGCUCGGCAGGUCGGCAGAUCAAGGGCAAGUCGGUUAGCCUGCCGCUGCAGCAGUCCGGCUGCAACAAUCUGCAGCAGAAGAAGCCACUGGCCCGUACCAUGUCCAACGUGCCGCCGACGACCACCCACCACAAUCACUCCAACCAUCCGCACUGGGUGGGUGGCGGGGCGUGGACGACGACACCGCCGUCUCCGAGCUCCAACAACUACAGGGGUAAGUCCGCCGAGUCGUCCGAGCCCGAGGACUGCAGCAACUUGCACCACAAGCUGCAGCGGCAGCUCACGCUCAACCCGACCUACGACCCGCGGCUGGUCCAUCUGCGGCAGAGCCAGCACUGCAACGUGACGAGGAUAGCGUCCGCGCCGCCCGUGCCCAUGCCGCGGCCGCAGCCGUCGAUGACCUUGCCGCCGCGCACGCUGGUGGCCGCCAGCUGUUCGGACCCGCAGAUAUUUCCCGGUUACCACGAGGCCAGGCAAAAGCUGUACUACCACCUGUCGUCGAUAUUCCCCGAGGAACAGGUGUCGGCGGCCAUGCAGUACUACCCGAACGAGACCAACCCCCAGAAGAUCUGUGCGGCCAUAUUGAACAUGUUCUCGAAGACGUGAUGUGUGUGUGUGCUCCGCUCUGGGCGCGUCCACCUUGUGCUGUGUGCACGUGACCGUUCACAAGUGAUUUUGUCUGACAAUAUAAUAUUAAUAUUAGCUUAUCGACAAGACGGCGACACUCGAUACAAUGUAUCUGAUUAUUUGUGUUGAUUUAUUCUUAAAUCAUGUAUAAUAUUUGUGUAGACUAUUAAGUUAAUUUUGUAUAUGCUUAUUUUAAGUCGAUAUUUUUCUAUGUUUUUGUUAACCUGUGUCAAACGUACGACAAAUCGCGGUAUUAAUAAACAAUAAGAUUUUAAUUUUUUAUCA